Molecule: messenger RNA, 3885 nt
Organism: Fonsecaea nubica
Lineage: Eukaryota; Fungi; Ascomycota; Eurotiomycetes; Chaetothyriales; Herpotrichiellaceae
Exons: 11
Coding region: 1-3885 (1294 amino acids)
Biological process (GO): arachidonate metabolic process
Cellular component (GO): membrane
Source: RefSeq, a predicted model, not a curated record
AUGGCUAACGGCGAUGUUUGUGCCGACUGUGAGCGGCCUAAUGCUGCCCACAAGGCGAAGACCACGAAUCUCGGUAACCGCGCGCAUAUGAAAGAAGAUAGGGCGACGAUAUUGAUGAUACGCUCAAUUCUGGAACCACCAAUGGAUCCUCAAGAGAUUAGGACCCUACACGACAAAGACCAGGACUCAAGAUGGUUCGGCGUUGUCAAAUCUUCGGACGGUAGAAAAUCAGAGUUUUAUGACUUUGGCCGAUACGGUCAAAUGAUGCUGGACAGUCGGCCACUCGGCGGGGCGGCCAGAUACCCUAAACUUGUCUCCUUCAUCGGGGACACCUACGCUGGCAAAAGCACGAUUGUGAAAGCCCUGGUAUCUCAUGGCGGCUUGGUAUCUACCGAAGCCGACCGCACGUCCUUCCAUACCCCAGUGCCGGGCUCCAGAGCCAACGAAGGGACUGCCACGUCGGAAGGCGUACACUUGUACGCAGAUCCCGAGCAUCUAGAGGUUGCGAUGCCUAUCCUCUACGCUGACUGUGAGGGCCUAAACGCGGGUGAAAAGGUACCUUUCGCCGUGGAAGAUUCCUCACAUUCCAAGAGGGCAGCAAAAGAGUCAGGAGGGCCAAGGAAAGUGAGAAAGAAAAUGCCUGCGAGGUCUGUCCCCAUUGAAUGGACAAAGGCAAACGAUCCAGUCAAGGGCACUCGAGAAUAUGCUGUCACCAAUCUUUACCCCAGGUUUCUCUAUACCUUUUCUGAUGCUAUUGUUUUCGUCCAGAGAAAUCCAAACCAACUUCACAUCACUUACAAGUACCUUGUCGACUGGGCAAAGCGCAGCGUCGAAAAAUCCCUGAACCAACCUAUCCUACCCAGCGCGAUAGUCGUGCUUAACGCUGUUGAGGUUGCUGGUAAAGACGAGAGAUGGACGAUUGAGGACGCGACGAAGAGCUUCUUCCGAGAUGUUGAAGGGAUCACAACCACUGAACAUGAUCUCAGAGAGCUCGCGAGGAACUUCGCUCCCGAAGGGGAUUACCGCAGCUUGUCUGCACGCGAGUUGCUUGAAUGCUACUAUCGAUCUGUUCGCGUGAUUCGCAUUCCCGCGAAGAGCUCCGAGACGUACAACUUGAUCAACAACCAGAUCUUGCAGCUCCGAGAGGAAAUCGUCAGCGUCUGUCAGACCGCUCACUACGAGAAAAGCAUCAAACGCCGGCUGGCCAACGCCGAUGACUUGCAGCAAUACCUACAAGCGGGUUUCGAGCACUUUGCCAAUGACAUUGAACGACCAUUUGACUUCAGAAUGGUUUCUACUCGUAAUAAACUCAUUGCCCACGACUUCGGCGAUCACAUUUUGACGUUGGCAAGAACAAUACACGAGAGUACUCGUCACGAGCUUCUCCAACCGAAAAUGCUCCUCGGUGGCUUAUGUUCGCUGAUAGCAUCGUGCAUCCUGUUGGACUACGUCCGGAAUAACUUGCAGGGGCCUGUGCUUGAUUACUUCCCGAAAGACUACGCUCCCUUCUGCCGGACAGCUUUACACAUGUUUUGUAACGAUAUAAUGCCUUGUGAAUAUACAAGUAAGAGAAUUCCGCACUGCUGCAAUGUCAAGUCCGCCCACGACAAGGGCCACCAGAACGAGAAGGGUAAGAGAGAAAUUGGACCAUACAAAUCUUCUCUUAUGGCUUCUUCAUACGAAAAGGUCUGGCUGAAGAAGAUCGAAGACAAUCUGAAGGCGCUGAACAGCACCUUUAUACAAGAGCUUCGUUCAAGGUAUCCGCUACACAAACAAUCGCGAACAGAUUUGUCUGGCAACCAUGAAGGUCAUAUCUCGACAGACAUGAAAUUGGUGUCCAAAUUACAUGACGAGAAGCUCGCCGAGUUCUUCUCGUCUCAGAUCAAGUCUUCCCGGGACUUCAUCAGUUGUGUGAGCUGCUUUCGAUGUCUGAUGGCUACGCCUGAACAUGCGUUGGAGUGUGGUCACAUCCUCUGUGACUCUUGCAUUCGAGAACAUGGAGAGGAACAAGAUGAUCUUAUCACACUGGUCGGAAGCUGUCCUCUACAUGGCGGAAAGAGAUACAUGAACUGGGAAAUCGCCAAAAAGCCCGAGUUCGCUGGUCUGAGGAUUCUGUGCCUGGACGGGGGUGGAAUCCGUGGCAUCGUGGAACUUGAGAUUCUGGCUGCCAUUGAGAAUUGUAUCAACAACUACCACUCGACGCCAGGGAUUCAAAUUCAGCAACUGUUCGACCUGAUUGUGGGAACGAGCACCGGUGGUAUUGUCGCUCUCGGCCUCGUCGCCGCCCAAUGGUCUGUUUCUGAAUGCACGCGCAGAUUCAAGUCUCUUUGCAAAACAGCAUUCUCCGAGCGGGAAUUCGCAGACACGAUCUUUGAGAAGCUGGCGACUUUGAACCACGGAAGCAAAUACAGGACGACCCCAUUGCACAGAGUUUUGCAAGAGUCCUUCGGUGACGACCUUCUCUUCGGGGGCAAGAGUAAUGCCGCGAGAUACUCCACGAAGGUGGCUGUGGUAUCUACGUCAGGCACCGGGAACCGAGCCUUGAUCAUGGCCAACUACAACCGACAGCAAACUUCUGAUCCUGGAUACACUCUGGAGACGGCUCGGACCCCGAGUGAAGCGUUUCAUGUCUGGGAAGCUGCCGCGGCUACCUCAGCAGCUCCGUCCUACUUCAAACCUUUCGUGAGGCGAGGAAGGACAUACCUUGAUGGGGCCAUCAAUCACAACAACCCCGUGAUUGUCGCGAAAAGAGAGCGAAGGUUGCUAUGGCCAGAUGUCGAAUCGCGCCACCCGGAUAUCUUUCUCUCCCUUGGUACGGGUCAAAACGCUGCUGAGAUGAGCCGAAGACUAGAAAAGUUGUCUGGCCAUUCGAGAGAGGACCAUUUGAGGAGAAAGCAGCAGAAUGAAGGACCGCGGGAUUCUCGAAAGCGCUACCGGGCCAUGAAAGGCAUCAAAAACUAUUUCAGCGUUCUUGUUGAUAAGAUCGACAAUAUCCUCGACACCGAAUGGUCCUGGCACGAGUUCUACCGCGACACGGUGGGCGAGCAGUGGGCAACAGAAUUCGCGUCCCAUUAUUUCCGCAUCAACCCUGAUCUCAGACAAAAGCCACCGCCGCUAGAUGCAAAGCAUGACGUGGAUCACCUGCGAGGGAUGGUAAACAAGCUGCUCAGACAGCCUCCGUUGUCCCGCGAGGUCAUAGAAAUUGCGAACUCGCUCGUUGCCAGCACCUUUUACUUCAAGAAGGACGAGUCUCAUGUCUUUGGCGACAAGCAAAAUCGCGCUUUUGUUUGCACAGGUCAUAUUCGCUGCAAACUCGCUCACCAGGACCAGAGCAUCAAAACUCUGGCCGAAUUUCUGCAAAACCACAUCAUCGGGGACUUUGUUCCCAGCUUUGUUGCGAAGAGGCGUUUAACCUCGUCGGAAGAAUUCACGCUCUUUGACCUCGACAAAAAGUUCCUUGACGACAUGUACACUCGCAAAGUGUUCAAAGGGACGUACCAUGCGGAGAUCGAGCUUCGAGACCGUGAAGAAUCGGUAUACAUCCUCCUGCGGCUGAGACAACCCAACUCGAAGCCAAACAAAGUCCACACUUGUGAUUAUCCGAUCAGCGGCUUCCCUCGCAAGUUCAUUGUGGAGAACGAGAGAAAUGCAUCGAGACUGCAGAAGCGAGUGCAGGAGCUGGCAAGACGUCGUGAAGCUGCGAGCGAGGCGGCUGCUUCUUUGCCACUGUCACCAACCAUCCAACCCGUUGCCUCCAGAUCGUCGUACAACAUUACUCGCGUGUCGACUACAGAGAGCCUGACGGAUUCGGAUACGGAGCAGGACGACGGUCUCUUGUCAGAGCAAGUGCUGAAAGAGUAUGAGGCGUGGUCCAUACGAGACUGA